Tripterygium wilfordii is the source of this 1031-nucleotide messenger RNA. Its product is annotated as LOB domain-containing protein 18-like. The coding region runs from base 173 to 880 and encodes 235 amino acids. Lineage: Eukaryota; Viridiplantae; Streptophyta; Magnoliopsida; Celastrales; Celastraceae. Gene Ontology annotation, cellular component: nucleus. The transcript has 2 exons. The record is from RefSeq and is a predicted model, not a curated record. Gene Ontology annotation, biological process: positive regulation of DNA-templated transcription; hormone-mediated signaling pathway.
CCCCCAAACCCAAAAGAAAAAAAGCAAAAAAGAAAAAGAAAAUCCAACACACCCACCAAAUUAAACCCUACACCAUCCUCUCUCCCUCCCUCUCCUUGAUCAUCAACUAUAUACAAGCUUUCUACAAACAAACCCUAAUUAUGUCAUAUACCAAAUUCAAAACCAUCAAUAAAUGAUGAGUAGUGGUGCAAACCCUAGCUGUAGCGGCAGCGGAGGAGGAGGAGGAGGAAGUGGUGGUGGUGGUGGAGCAGGGCCGUGUGGCGCGUGCAAGUUCUUGAGGAGGAAGUGUGUGGCUGGUUGCAUAUUUGCACCUUAUUUUGAUUCGGAACAAGGCGCGGCUCAUUUUGCGGCGGUGCACAAAGUGUUUGGGGCAAGUAAUGUGUCGAAGCUUCUUCUACACAUUCCGGUUCACAAGAGGCUCGAUGCGGUGGUCACUAUUUGUUAUGAGGCUCAGGCACGGCUGAGAGACCCCGUCUACGGUUGUGUUGCUCACAUCUUUGCCCUCCAACAACAGGUGGUGAAUUUACAGGCGGAGGUCUCAUACUUGCAAGCACAUCUAGCAACACUGGAGCUGCCAUCACCACCACCACCUCCAACGCUAAUGAUUCCACAACCUCUAUCCAUAUCUGACCUCCCACAGAUCUCCUCCAUGCCCACCUCGUAUGAUCUAUCCUUCCUUUUUGAUCCAUUAACGGUGCAACCUUCAUGGACCAUGCAGCAAAGGCAAAUGGAUUCACGUCAAUAUGGUGGCAGUGGUGGUGACGGCGGCGGUGGGGAUUUACAAGCAUUGGCUCGUGAACUCCUCCAUAGACAUAGUGGAUCUCCUCCACAUCAUGCAUGCAAUGACCCUUCAACAUCACCUUCUACUAUGUCUAGAUGAGUCUGCUGACCUGAAGUUUCGUAUUGACAUUGAGUACUUGCUUGGAUGGAUAUGCUAUGAAGGGAGCUUAAUUAUUUUUUAUUUACGUUGUUUUAGUGAGCAAGUAAUUUUAAUUCCUGACUUUAUUAUCCUGCAAUUAUUGUUUCUUUUA